This is a messenger RNA of Pseudophryne corroboree (corroboree frog), 1478 nucleotides long. Its product is annotated as hepatocyte nuclear factor 6-like. The transcript has 2 exons. The record is from RefSeq and is a predicted model, not a curated record. The coding region runs from base 50 to 1306 and encodes 418 amino acids. Gene Ontology annotation, cellular component: nucleus. Lineage: Eukaryota; Metazoa; Chordata; Amphibia; Anura; Myobatrachidae. Gene Ontology annotation, molecular function: DNA-binding transcription factor activity, RNA polymerase II-specific; RNA polymerase II cis-regulatory region sequence-specific DNA binding. Gene Ontology annotation, biological process: regulation of transcription by RNA polymerase II.
UUAAUGAUCUCACGACUAGAUAAAGAGGAGGAUGUUGUAGCCUGAAGACAUGAAUGUCCAUUUGGGUUUGGAGACCAGUGAAGAGAUUUCCAGCUCAGGCCAGGAGCUGAUGCACAAUCAAGGUAGGACUUUACAUCCACCUGUUCCGAGAUCCUCACUGGUUUCCAGUAUGACCUCCGUGUUGGAUGGAAAUGACUAUCACCGGUCGGAACACCACCUGGCUUCUUCACUGCACCCUGGGUUGGGAUUUGGGGGUGACUCUCCACCAGCGUCGGCUAACAGCUACACGACCUUGACGCCACUGCAGCCUCUCCAUGAAAAGUUCCAUCAUCACCAGCAUCAUCAAUGUGUCCCAGUUGGGAAUGUGAUUGGAAGUUUUACUCUGAUGAGGGAGGACAGGGGCCUUGGCCCUCCAAGUAACUUUUAUAGUCACUAUCCUAAAGAUAUAAGCAUGGGGCAGGGCCUUUCCUCCUUACCUAGUCCUAACUUGACAACCAUGCAUGGUUAUGGUCAUCCUUCGGGACACUUGUCUAACGAGAAGAUGGUAUCUGGAAAUGGUUUUGAUGCCCACCACAGUAUGUUCAGCAGGAUAGACCAGCACUUUUCCAGAGAGUUGUCCCCACCACCGUCUUCUGGAGUGGGGUCUCCCAACAACAUGCACCAACAUCAUUAUGUCCACCACAGAGCCGAGAUAAACUGUCGGCAAAAUGCACCCAUGCCAACCCAAAGCACUACUCUUUCCGGCCAGCUGGAAGAAAUUAAUACCAAAGAUGUUGCCCAAAGAAUUAUUGCAGAACUGAAGAGAUACAGCAUUCCCCAAGCUAUUUUUGCAGAGAGGGUCCUCUGUCGGUCACAAGGGACGCUCUCAGACCUUCUAAGAAACCCCAAACCAUGGAGCAAGCUUAAAUCUGGAAGAGAGACCUUCAAGAGGAUGUGGCGGUGGCUUCAGGAGCCAGAAUUCCAGAGAAUGGCAGCUUUAAGGUUAGAAGCUUGCAAAAGGAAAGAGCAAGAGCAAAGCAGAGCCGAAAGAAAUCACGUGCCUAAGAGGCACCGCCUGGUCUUCACCGACAUCCAACGACGCACGCUACACGCCAUCUUUCAUGAGAACCAGCGGCCCUCCAAGGAAUUGCAAAUCACCAUUGCCCAGCAGCUGGGCCUAGAGCUCUCCACUGUCAGCAACUUCUUCAUGAACGCCCGCAGGAGAAGCUUGGACAAGUGGAUGGAUGAGGGUCAUGGGCGCUCCCCAACAUCCUCGGGUUCUUUAUCAUCCAAAGGUGGCUCAGCCAUUGCUUGCACCAAAGCAUGAGAAGAUGCCUAUAGCGCUAUCAACCAAAGAUACUGUAAGCUCAGCCUUUAUGUUCACCCUUUGUCCAUUGUGGACACCAUAUGAAGAACACUGACCUGGAGGUGUCUUAAGACAAGGAGACUCCUAGGUGUUAUGAGUGAUUGACUGUUCCUUGUUCCUAAACAAAUAACAU